UAGGUGUGCCUUUACUGCUGUACCGAAAAUAAGUAACGUUCGUUCAGAGUCAUGAUACACCUGUUUUAGUUAGUUUAUAUGACUAUGAAGACAUUUCGACAAGGCAGGAAAAAGCGACAGAACGCUGUCAAAGGCGAAAUCGAACUACCAUUGUUUCCCAGGAACCAGAUUUCUGGCCAGCAUUGAAGUUUCCAGACGCAUCUAGAUAGCGUAUAGCACCGUUAGUAUUAGGCUUAGCGUGAUUUUCUUUAUUUAUUGUUACCUUUGUUACUCUGUUGCGGUGCGGGCGCAAAAGUAGGCGACGAGACCUACACUGUAAUCCAGAGAUUUCGGUGGCAAUGACACACAAUUGCCGCUAGAGGGCAAUUAAAUUCUUACUCCCUCCGAAAAAAGGAGAUUUGAGCACCGCUGUUCCAAGCGCCAUCUGUCACUUGUUUUUGGUAGCAUAAGCCAAGGCAAACAUUUGCUUCUGAAAAAAAGAAGAACAAGUCGAGCAACAUCUUGCUCCCAUACGAUUAAAAUAUGGAUCCGUAAAGAAAAGGGCCGGGAAGACGUGGCGUAAGAGUGGGGGAAAUUUGAUUUUAAAAAAGAAGAAACAAGCUUUGUUUUCCAUGUCAGAGAGCUGGUUCAGACCCAACCCAGAACACAUCUCUGCUUACUGAACCAUGGAGUCCCAGAUUGUGGGCGUGGUGUCAGCAGUGCAUUGAUUGAUUGAUUGAUUGACAGGUGCCCCCUCAUGCCCAUCCGUGGCUGUCCUUUCAAAAGCCAGAGAACACUAAUCACACACCCCCACACGUGCACGCUCACCCACACACGUGCACACACACCCCCACACGUGCAUGCUCACACUCACACUAGACCUCUAAAGCAAAACCUGGGACCUCUCUCUCUCUCUUGAACACACACACGCACUCACUCACACUCACACUCACACUCACACACGCACUCACUCACUCACACACACAGGCACGCACGCGUGCACACGCUCGCACUCACUCUCCUGACCGCAGGACGAUGGCGGGAGUUCGGCCGUACGGCUGCUUCACGCACGCCGUGGUCCGUGGCAUCCCAGAAUCCUUUGGGGGCACGGCGGAGGGGGGCGACACUAACGGGGGGUGUGUGACGGAGCUGGCCAAGGCGCAGCGGCAGUUCGGCAUGCUGACGGGGGCCCUGCGGCAGAAAGUGGGGCUCCAGCUGAUCGAGAUCCCCCCGGACCCCGCCCUCCCCGACAGCUGGAGGCUGGAGGACCUGGCCGUCGUCCAGGGAGACACGGCGCUCGUCACGCGGCCAUGGCAACAGCAGCGGCGCAGUGAGGCGGAGGCGGUGAGGAGAGUGCUGUCGGAGCUGAACCUGACGGUGGUGGAGAUGGGGGGGGAGGAGGGGGGCUCCGGGGGGGCCACACUGGAGGGCAGCGACGUGCUCUUCACCGGGAAAGAGUUCUUCGUGGGAAUCUCCCCCCACACCAACCACCGAGGGGCUGAAGUGCUGGCUGACACCUUCCGGGACUUUGCCGUGUCCACUGUGCCGGUGUGUGGGGGCACUCGCCUGAAGAACAUCUGCUCCAUGGGGGGUCCUGACACCAUCGUCAUCAGCAACAGUGAAGGAGCGAAGAAAACUCUGAGGAUGAUGGAGCAGCUGACGGACCAUCACUACGAGGUGCUCACCGUCCCCGAAGACGCCGCCGCCAACUGCAUCUACAUCAGGGGCCCGUCCAAGGCGCACUUCCUCCUGCACCGGACGGCAGACGAGUGUCCCGACAGCGCCCCCGCCUUCCAGAAGCUGACAGACUACACACUCCUGCCCACUGCCUGCACUGAGGCCUCCAAGCUCGGGGGGGCGCUGUCCUCUUUCUGUCUGCUUAUCAAUCGCAAGCCACAGCUUUAAAUAUUCUGCCAGCACCCCCCCCCCCCCCAAAACUACAGUUCGGAAACAGCUUACUUGCCUACUAUUGAGUACUGUGUGCUCAAUAGUAGGCAAGUAAACUGUUUCCGACACGGCCGUGAUCUUCUAGCCAAUCAGAACGGCCGGUGCAGUUUACAUUCCGAAUAGACUAUGACAUCAUAGUGCCUCGUUCUCUUGACCUGUGUUUCCCAGCCUUUUUCCUGUGAGGUCACACAUUCUGUAAUUAGAGAAUUCCACGGCGCACCGCUGUCCCAUUAACCACUAAAAAGGUCACACAAGGUCACACACACACAGGUUCAGCUGUGGUGAAAUUUGAACCUUAUCAAUGGUGCACCCAGUAAACAAAUGUGCCACACACAAUUGUAAUAUACAUUACGUACUUGAGCUUACGCCAGCUGUCGCCAAUCAACAUGCAGCAUGAAUGGAAUUAGAAAUUAAAAGCGAGCUUUGCUGGCCAAUGUACUGAAUGGAUACAGGGCAAAGAGUGAUCCAAAUUAAACUGUAAGAGAAAUGCCACCCUUUAGACUAGCUUAGCGCCUUGAAAAUGGAGAGUUGUUGCUUGGCCCUGAGUUUUGGUUUGUUUAAACAAGCUAGCUAACAUUAGGUCAUCUACGGUAACAUGUUGAAAGAUGCUUAUCCCUCCUGUUUCCUGAGAGAUGUUCCAAAAAAAAAAAAAAAAUUCAAGGUUCUCUCCUGCUACGGUCUCCUGUUGCUGCAGUUGACGUGAGCACAAGGUUUUAUCAGUUUCACUGCCUCGCUGCUGAAUCCGUGCAGUAAAACGAUCAGCAUUGUUGUUGAAAAACACCGCACACAGAUGCGGGAGAGAUAGCAGACUAGCGGUGUGACUUCCGUUUGAG
Molecule: messenger RNA, 2759 nt
Organism: Anguilla rostrata (American eel)
Lineage: Eukaryota; Metazoa; Chordata; Actinopteri; Anguilliformes; Anguillidae
Gene: ddah2
Product: DDAH family member 2, ADMA-independent
Exons: 6
Coding region: 1015-1884 (289 amino acids)
Biological process (GO): arginine metabolic process; positive regulation of nitric oxide biosynthetic process
Molecular function (GO): dimethylargininase activity; amino acid binding
Source: RefSeq, a predicted model, not a curated record